Messenger RNA from Guyanagaster necrorhizus, 475 nucleotides. RefSeq lists its product as uncharacterized. The coding region runs from base 20 to 286 and encodes 88 amino acids. The record is from RefSeq and is a predicted model, not a curated record. The transcript has 2 exons. NCBI's taxonomy places the organism in Eukaryota, Fungi, Basidiomycota, Agaricomycetes, Agaricales, Physalacriaceae.
GUCUUUGAACGAUGCUUCUAUGGGCGCGAUGGGCGCCGAUAUCCAUCCUGGGGUUGCAAACCCGACUGCUUCAUCGAACAAUCCUAAUCCAAUGGACACCAAUUUUGCCUCUAAUCAUACGAGGAAGGCGCGCCACUCUGGUGCUGGUGCUCACUACAAGGGCGACCGACAAGCAGCCCGUGCCAUGAGACAGGCAGCCGGUGUCAUUGAAGGCCGCCCAGGGAUCAUAGAGUCAACACAUAUUGAUCCUUUGAACGACGAUCCCAACAGGAAUGGUGCAUUUUGAACUGAUUUUGCAAACAGUCUGUAGACUCACAAGGUGCGUUAGAUGACGCUUGGAAAAGCGCCAGUCGCACGACGGAGGCGGCGUAAAUGUACGUUACAUGCUCCUGAGAGAAUAAACAUUUAAAUUCGGUAGUAUUUAUUAAAUAAAUCAAAAACCAUGUUGUAAACAAAAAUAUUACUUUCUGUUUUC